Messenger RNA from Mycena indigotica, 1812 nucleotides. RefSeq names its product Chromatin associated protein. The record is from RefSeq and is a predicted model, not a curated record. Gene Ontology annotation, molecular function: protein binding. The transcript is spliced from 8 exons. The coding region runs from base 1 to 1812 and encodes 603 amino acids. NCBI's taxonomy places the organism in Eukaryota, Fungi, Basidiomycota, Agaricomycetes, Agaricales, Mycenaceae.
AUGGCACAACACCGCCCUGGCCCCUCCAGUCGGGCUAAUUCAUCGGGCCUGGCAGACGCAUUGGACAUAAUCAAAAAUGAGUUCGAGAUGCUCAGUGCCGAAGUAGUUGUGGCCAGACGGGAAAGGGAUGAAUGCGAAGCCACACUUAACUCGCAAGUAGACGAACUCAAUCUCAUUCGCCAGGCCCUCUAUGACCUUGAAACACAACAUGGCAAGCUGCGACACCAGUAUGAAGAAGACCUUGCACGACUAAAAGGAGAACUACAUGUCGUUCGACAAGCGAUUCCUCAUGGUCAUCAUGGGGAACCGCUGCCCCCCUCCGAUCAUCGAGCUUGGCGUUCACGAGAUAGAGAGAGAGAGCGAGACAGAGAACGAGAACGAGACCCCAAGCGAAUGAAAUUAGAUCAUCGACGCAGUCAUGGUGGACCUGGACCUACACUCAACAUCCCUCCUACUACACCGAUUCCGGUUCCAGUUCUUCCUCCCCCUCCUGCUGUCUUUCUUGAUGAUCUUGACAUCACAACCCUCCCUCCACACCUCAAGAAAGAGGCUACCAACGACUGGACGGUGGUCUGGAACCCUAGUAUCAAGCCGAAACGCAUCUCAGACAUAUCACUCAUGCACACAUUCAUGCACGAAUCCGUUGUCUGCUGCGUACGCUUCUCGCGCGAUGGGCGAUUCCUGGCAACCGGUUGUAAUCGUACCGCACAAGUCUUUGACACCCGAACAGGCGCCAAAGUGUGCUCGUUGUUGGACCCAUCCGUUCCGAAGGGCGGUGACCUUUACAUCCGGAGUGUCUGCUUCUCUCCAGAUGGUGUUUUACUCGCGACAGGAGCGGAAGAUGCUCAGAUUAGAGUUUGGGACAUCGCUAAGAAGCGAAUCGUCGCAGUUCUUUCCGGACACCAGCAGGAGAUCUAUGCUUUAGAUUUCUCUAUCGACGGCCGUUUCGUAGUUUCAGGUUCGGGGGACAAAACUGUCCGGAUUUGGAAUAUGACUGGAGUGUCGACAUCCACUCCAGCUAUAGGGACCCCUGGCACCCAUCCUAUCCAUUGUCAAGUCCUUACCAUCAAGGAUAACGUUAACCCGACAAGCUCAACUCCUGCUCCGACUCCGAUGCAAACAAUCCCCGCACAACGAACCUCGCCUGGCCCUACUCCUGACAGUGGUAUCACGUCAGUCGCAAUAUCCCCAUCAGGGACACGGGUUGCAGCUGGUGCUCUCGAUGCACUUGUCCGCGUUUGGGAUGUCCGCACUGGCCAACUGAUCAGACGACUGCGUGGUCAUGGGGACAGCGUGUAUAGCGUUGCCUUCAUUCCUUCAGCGGAUGGAAGUGCAUCACACAGAGGUGGAAUGACUUUGCUCAGCGGCGGGUUGGACAAGACCGUGAGGGGUUGGGAUUUGGCGCUACCCAUGCCUGUCACGGUUAGUCCUGUGGUUCAUGGCUGGAAAGAGCCCGGUCCAUCAAAAAACGACGCCAUACCCAGCCCGGCUGUCAAGAGGGACCGUCCAGGAAGCAAGGAUGGUCCUGUCGAUGAAGAUAUCGACGGUGGCCGUAUGAUGAUGACGUUCAUGGGCCACAAGGAUUACGUACUUUCGGUCGCAGUGUCCCAUGAUGGCGAAUGGGUUGUGUCGGGUUCCAAAGAUCGAGGUGUCCAAUUUUGGGAUGCGAAAACUGGCGUUGUUCAGUGCAUGUUGCAGGGUCACAAAAAUUCGGUCAUAUCCAUUGACCUUAGUCCUUCCAGCAAUCUUCUUGCGACCGGCAGUGGGGACUGGCACACGAGGAUAUGGAGCUACGACGUUGCUUCCGUCUAA